Salvia miltiorrhiza (redroot sage) is the source of this 1523-nucleotide messenger RNA. RefSeq names its product nuclear transcription factor Y subunit B-3-like. Gene Ontology annotation, molecular function: DNA-binding transcription activator activity, RNA polymerase II-specific; protein heterodimerization activity; RNA polymerase II cis-regulatory region sequence-specific DNA binding. NCBI's taxonomy places the organism in Eukaryota, Viridiplantae, Streptophyta, Magnoliopsida, Lamiales, Lamiaceae. The record is from RefSeq and is a predicted model, not a curated record. Gene Ontology annotation, cellular component: CCAAT-binding factor complex; nucleus. The coding region runs from base 671 to 1264 and encodes 197 amino acids. Gene Ontology annotation, biological process: regulation of transcription by RNA polymerase II. The transcript has a single exon.
GAAGGGUAUAAAUUUAACUUUCCGAUUUUACAGACAGGAAUAAGAAUCUUAAAAACAACAACAAUCGAUCUCAAAAAAAAAGUGAAAAAAAAAAGAAAAAAAGAAAAAAAGAGUUAAAACUUUAGGCGUUGUGUUGUGUAGCGGUGCAUUCAAGAAUUUCAUGACCCAAAUCGGCCAAUCAAACCUACCCACCACGUUCCUCCUCUCCCAGCCGUCUGAUCUCCUCAUCAUCAACGGCUCCCCUCUCUCCACGUGGUACCCACUUAUCUGGAUACGAGUGGCCAGAAACGUCGCCACGUGUCGGCUCAGUGAAAAAUAUCAUACCCCUCCACCCCUCUCUCUCUCUCUCUCCUGCCCCUCUCUCUCUCUCUCUAUCUCUCUCUCACUCUUCCCGAGCUCCGCCAAUCACCGCUCCGCCGCCGCACGCACAGCCCCCCAAAAGGUAUAAUACUCCCAAAGAUUAAAACAAAAAUUCAAAUCCAAUAUGAUUGGAUAAAUCUUUCCGCCAAAAACCCCAACACCUAUUUUCUCCCAAAAAUAUCCCGAAAUUUCCAGCCCUAAAUCCGGCCGUCGCGACUGCCCUAAUUUCUGCUGCGACGCAGAAUCCCCAAAUUUUUUCACAGUAAAGAAGAAGUAAAGGAGCAGAAUUUCUCGAUUGUGAGGGGAAAAGAUGGCGGAUUCCGACAACGAUUCCGGCGGGCACAGCAACAGCAACGCGAGCAGCAGGGAGCAGGACAGGUUCCUGCCGAUCGCGAACGUGAGCAGGAUCAUGAAGAAGGCCUUGCCGGCGAACGCGAAGAUAUCGAAGGACGCGAAGGAGACGGUGCAGGAGUGCGUGUCGGAGUUCAUCAGCUUCGUGACCGGCGAGGCCUCCGACAAGUGCCAGAGGGAGAAGCGGAAGACGAUCAACGGCGACGAUUUGCUGUGGGCGAUGACGACGCUCGGCUUCGAGGAAUACGUGGAGCCCCUGAAGGUUUACUUGGCCAAGUAUAGGGAGAUGGAGGGGGAGAAGAGCUCAAUCGCUGGGGUUAAGGAGGGCGGCGGCGGCGGAGGAGGGGGAGGGGCGGUUAGCUCCGGCGCUGGGUUUAAUGGUGGGGGGAUUUAUGGGGGGAAUGUGAUGGGGUUCCAUCCGGGAGGGCAGAUGUACGGCGGCGGCGGCGCUGGCGGUGGAGGGUUUCAGCAUAUGGGGAAAGGGGGUUUGGGGAAUAUGGGGGGUGGGGGCGGAUACGGCGGCGGUGGCGCGUCGACGGGGAGGCCGAGGUAGGGAGAUGAUCAAGAAUGAAUUUGGUGACUGUUUUUUAACUCUUUUUUUAAACAAAAAAUCUAUGGGGUUUUGUGUUUGUUGUUUGGAGUUUAGCUUAACUGUUGGUUAGUAUAAUUUGGAUUUAGGGAUUUUGAUUUUGAUGAUGAUGAUGAUGAUGAUAUGCAUAGAGUGAUAGAAGAUGGUGUAAACUUUGAAACAGUUAAUGUGACCUUGUAUUUUGUAAAAUUUAUUUAUAAAGCAGAUUCAUGUUUUGAUCAAA